GUAGAAAGGCUAUCAAACGAAGAGGUGGGAAGGCUGUAAAACGAAAAAGAAGAAAACAAAUAGGACGUAAAAUUAUCAAACGUGGAAGCAGAAAACAAAAGGGUGGAAAGGCUGUCAAACCAAGAGGCAGGAGGGGAAGAGGACAGAAAGCUAUCAAGCGUAGAGGCAGAAAACAAAGGGGGAGAAAGGAUGUCAAAAGAAGAGGAAUGAAACGAAGAGGUCGGAAAGCCUUCAAAGGGAGGGCCAAACGUAGAGACAGAAAACCUAAGGAUAGAAAGGUUGUCAAACGUAGAGGACAGAAGGCUAUAGAACGAAGAAGGAAAAAACAAAGAGGUCGAAAAGCUAUCAAACGUAGAGGCAGAAAACCAAGAGGUAGAAAGGCUAUCAAACGAAGAGGCAGGAAACAAAGAGGACGGAGAGCUAACAAACGUCGAGGCAGAAAAUCGAGGGGAAGAAAGGCUGUCAAACGAAAAGACAAGAAUCGAAAAGGACGGAAAGCUAUCAAACAUAGAGGUAGAAAACAAAAGAGUAGAAACGCUGUCAAACAAGGAGGCAGGGAACGAAGAGGACGGAAAGUUAUCAAACGCAGAGGCAGAAAACCGAAGGGUAGGAAAGCUGUCAAACAAAGAGGCAGGAAACGAAGAGGACGGAAAGCUAUCAAACGUAGAGGCAGAAAACAAAGGGGAGGAAAGGCUAUCAAACGAAAAAGAAGAAAACAAAGA
Owenia fusiformis is the source of this 722-nucleotide messenger RNA. Lineage: Eukaryota; Metazoa; Annelida; Polychaeta; Sabellida; Oweniidae. The record is from the annotation of a GenBank genome assembly.